This is a messenger RNA of Durusdinium trenchii, 1066 nucleotides long. NCBI's taxonomy places the organism in Eukaryota, Dinophyceae, Suessiales, Symbiodiniaceae. The record is from the annotation of a GenBank genome assembly.
GCAAUAUUACUGCCAUUUGUUGGCGUAAAUAGUGUUUUGCUGGUUUUUUGCAACCAUGGCUGUGGCUUUUGAACCCCAUACACCUUCCCACUGGGUAUGAGGGACACCCGGUGUCGACGUGCGUUCCUUCGGGCCGAAGGCUGGCAAACAGAACUCAUCGGCCACCUGCUGGGAGCUCCGGAACGUGCGCCGAUGCCCGAGAUGUCUCACAUGCAAGGCGAUCCCGGAGAACAUGGACGCAGCUUUGCAUCCUUCGACUAUCCCUGGCGCCCUGGCGAGAUGGACCUGUUGCGCAUGGCCAACCGGGCAGAUCCUUGGCUGCCGCAGAGAUGGUUUUCUACCUGCCGCACCCGUUCCUGGCUCCUCCGAGCCGUCCUUCCGUUUGGCUCGAAGCCUUUCGAGCCGGGAGUGGCCACCACAUGAUGCCUUCGCCAUCGAGCCAGGGUCGGCAUCACCAAGGCAUGCAGAGCGCCUUCAACGCUUGGACUGGGAAUGGAUGGAGGAAAAGAAUCCGUGGGCCGCGGUGGUCAGCAGGCGCCGGCGCAUUGGUCGACUUCGACGGAAGGACGUGUUUUUGAGUUCCGGGAGGGAUCUGACUAAAGUCAAGAACCUUUUUCUAUAAAACAAAGGUGAACCUUUCUCUAGGUCGGACAGCGUCUCAGUUCCCCGGUUCUUACGAGUUUCAAGUCCGAGAGUUACUUGAGAAGUUUGGGGAAGAGACUGCAGUCGUCCGAGGUUCUUUGUUCUAUUUUUCUCACCUUCCACCUUCGGGCCAAUCUUCUAAGACAUGCUACGUCGGACGUGCGACGUCUGGGGCAGUCCGACGUGCGACGUCUAGGCGUCCGAUCUUGCCCCGAAGCCUGACGUCUUGACGUCUUGACGCUGGAAGUCCAAAGGCGAUGAUUGUGGCCACCAAGAGCAAGGGACAUUCCUUUGGAGAUCAACGAAAGGAAAGGACCAUUCUUUGUGUCAACGAAAGUACCUAAGUACCUCCAUUAUGCGGUACCCGGUACCUCCAUUAUGGAAGGCUCGUAGGAGUGGUAUGGGAGUGGGAGUGGGAGUGGUA